CUAUCUUUGGUGGAGACACUCGCACGAUUCGAGAAGGACGUGAAGCGAACCGAUACCGGGUUCCUGGCGAUAGCAACAGAGGUGGAGAACGACGGAGAGAAGACCUCGGAACCUCCGGAAAAAAUCAAGGAAUUGCUGAAGGAGUUCCAAGACAUUCUCUCUGACGAUCUUCCGAACGAGCUACCGCCAUACCGAACGCACCAACACGAAAUCAUGGAGGAACCAGGUUCGAAACCGACCUUCCGAGCACCAUAUCGGCUAAGCCCCACAGAACUAGCUGACAUGAAGAAACACAUCGAGUAUCUUCUCGCCAAAGGACUCAUCCGACCAUCUACUUCGCCAUACGGUGCCCCAGUGCUCUUCACACCGAAACCGGACGGAAGCCUGCGCAUGUGCAUCGACUACCGAGCUCUUAACAAGCAGACAAUCAAGAAUAAAUAUCUGAUACCGCGAAUCGAUGACCUGCUUGACCAGCUUCGGGGAGCUACGCUAUUUUCCAAACUGGAUCUACGGUCCGGAUACUGGCAAAUACGGAUGGCGGACAACUCUAUCCACAAAACUGCUUUCCGAACUCGGUAUGGAUCGUACGAGUAUUUGGUAAUGUCGUUCGGACUCACCAACGCACCGGCAACAUUCCAAGCCGAAAUGAACCACAUUCUACGACCACUUUUUGACGAGUGCGUCGUGGUGUACCUGGACGACAUCCUCAUCUACUCCCGCGACAUGAAGCAGCACGUCGAACACCUGCGACGCGUCUUCGAAAUUCUUCGACGAGAACGAUUCUUCGUCAAACUGUCCAAGAGCGAAUUCGCCAUUGAGAAGAAAAUCGAAGCCGUACGUACGUGGAUGACACCCGAGAACGUGAAGGAGUUGAAGCAGUUCCUAGGCUUCGCUAAUUAUUACAACAGGUUCGUGCCACAGUAUGCGAAACUCGCAGCACCACUCACGAAUCUGCUGAAGAAGAACACACCCUACAAAUGGGAGAUGAAGCACAAGGAAGCCGUGGAGCAGCUGAAACAAGCACUAACAUCUGCACCAGUACUAAUCUUGCCAGACCCCGAACGCGACUACGUCAUCGAAGCUGACGCCAGCGACCAGGCAGUGGGAGCAGUCUUAAUGCAAGACCAAGGAAAUGGACUGCAACCAAUCGCCUACCUCAGCAAAAAACUGCACGGGGCAGAACUAAACUACCCGAUACACGACAAAGAGGCCCUUGCCAUCGUCAUCCCCUUCAAAGCGUGGAGAUGUUAUCUCGAAGGACGAAGAACAAUUGUCUACACCGACCAGUGCAGCCUUAAAUAUUUGAAGACACAACCCAACCUUUCCUCGAGUCAUUCGAUCCUGUGACAAAAAUAGUAGUACACAAGUCAAGG
This is a messenger RNA of Closterium sp. NIES-67, 1373 nucleotides long. The record is from the annotation of a GenBank genome assembly. NCBI's taxonomy places the organism in Eukaryota, Viridiplantae, Streptophyta, Zygnematophyceae, Desmidiales, Closteriaceae.